Molecule: messenger RNA, 1563 nt
Organism: Onthophagus taurus
Lineage: Eukaryota; Metazoa; Arthropoda; Insecta; Coleoptera; Scarabaeidae
Source: RefSeq, a predicted model, not a curated record
AAAUUCAAGUUGUAAGUAGUACCAUUCGAAAUUUUAAUUCGUCACUUACCAACGUUAACCUAAACAAUAAAAUAUUUAACGAAAACAUUGAAAACUUUAAAAAAUCACUUUCGGAUCAAGAAUUUAAAUAUUUUAACAUGGAAUUGAGACAACAAAUAGAUGAACAUCUUUCUCGACUAUCAUUAGUAAUCAAUGAACUGAACACCGAAUAUUCUACAAUAAUAAACGCAUAUCUAUUUUCCAAGUCAGACAUAAUCCACCCUUCUAUAAUCUCCGUUGAACAAUAUAUUCACGAACUAUCCAAGGCGCUAAUCCAUUCGAACUUCACAACGUUAAAGACCUUAUGUCAGUGUCAUCAAUCAAAAGUUAUGCCACUUCUAAUUUAUUUAUUUUCAAGAUAUCCAACCCUUUGGUUACCCAAGAUUCAUUUGAAUUAUUCAAAUUAAUUCCACUACCGAUGAAAAACAACCUCAACGAGUUUCUUUUUAUAUUACCAUUGGUAAAAUAUUUAUCAGUGACAAAUUCUAAAACAAACUACGUCACGAUUGACGAUCUUAGUGGAUGUAAAGCCAUUGAAUUAGAACAUUAUAUCUGUUUUCAAACAAAUCCUACAAAAUUCACAAGAACAUCAAAUCUCUGUUCAGUGCAAUUAUUAUUCCAUUCCAAUCAAAUACCCGAAUCCUGUGACAUAAGAAAGACAAAAUUUAAAAGCGAGAUAUUCCACCCUCUACAUACGCAGAAUAGUUGGUUAUUUGUAACGCCUAACCGCAUUGAUGCAACUUUAAAUUGCAAAACUGAAUCCCCUCGCGAUUUCCCUAUCGAAGGUACAGGAAUAAUUACCUUACCACCAAAGUGUCGACUCUUUACGAAUUCAGCAGUUUUAAAACCCAUUAACAAAAAUUUAACUUCCGGAACUACCCUUGAUAUAACAUUCCCAAGCUUUAAUAUUUUAGAAGAUCACUAUUCAAAACAAAAUAUUAAAAACACAUCCCCAGAAAUUACACCCCUACAUAUCAAUAACUUAGAUAUAGAAAGUUUAGAUAUCGUAAACCACAAACUCUUCCAAAUAUCAGAUAAAAUUGACGAUGUCGAAUCAUUUAAUAUCUUACAAAAUUCAUAUUUUGUUUAUUUCUUAAUGACAACGUUAAAAUUUAUAGGACUGUAUGUUCUAUAUAAAAUUUACAAACAUAUUAAAUCUAAGUAUAGAAACCGUAAAGGAAAACCCAUAUUGCCAUGUAUAACUGCUAAACAACAUAGUGAAGUGAUUGACCAUGACCCUGAAGAUAUCGAAUUACCGGAAACAAACCAAUCUCCGUUACGUAGGAGCACCAGAAUUGCAAAACUAAAAAGUUAAAAAAAUAUUUCAUAAUUUUGUGUAUAUAUAUAUAUAUAUCUAAAUUUAAUUAAAUGUAAGCCGUUUUACUACGAUAGGUUAAGAAUUUUAUUUUAAGACAAAAAAAUAUAUAAGUAUAUAUUUUUCUCUAAGGGGGAAGGUGUAAUGUAUCUGUAAUACAAUUGUAAUAUAACUAUAAUGUAAUAACAAUCAUUAUCUUGUUAUAACUU